Lachancea lanzarotensis is the source of this 1614-nucleotide messenger RNA. RefSeq names its product LALA0S09e01662g1_1. Lineage: Eukaryota; Fungi; Ascomycota; Saccharomycetes; Saccharomycetales; Saccharomycetaceae. Gene Ontology annotation, biological process: xenobiotic detoxification by transmembrane export across the plasma membrane. Gene Ontology annotation, cellular component: membrane. Gene Ontology annotation, molecular function: xenobiotic transmembrane transporter activity; antiporter activity. Bases 1 to 1614 code for a protein of 537 amino acids. The record is from RefSeq and is a predicted model, not a curated record. The transcript has a single exon.
AUGGAAAGAACCCCGUUGUUGAACGCCAAGAAACAAGGCACCGAGACUUAUGGUGGCUAUGUAAGUGAUGGGAGGUCUGUGGAAUCGGACGAAGUUUGUUUUAGCCGAUUCCGGGAGAUGAGUCCCGAUCUGGAAGAGUCAGAAAUUGCAGAUCUGGCUAUCCUAAAAGAUUCAUCGCAUCUUAGAGUUGACACUACUUCUGUGGGUUACGAGGCCCGUGUAAUAUUGAAACAAGCUAUACCGCUUACGUUAACGUUCUUCAUGGAAUACUCGCUGGCGGUGACAUCCAUGAUCGUAAUCGGGCACUAUGGCACAUCUGAAAAUCUGGCAUCGGCGUCAUUGGCAGUCAUGACUUUCAACAUCACAGGUCUUGCUGUAAUCGAAGGAUUGUCCACCUCUCUUGAUACAUUCUGUGCCCAGGCGUAUGGUGCUCAAAAAUAUCAUAAAGUAGGGCUUUAUUUUCUGCGCUGCACGGCCAUGAUGAUGGUCGCAGCAGUUCCAGUAAUUUUAUUUUGGUGCAGCAGUGCAUUUUGGCUGAAAUUUGUAAUUCCAGAACAUCAAUUACUCGCAGAUGCGCAAACGUUUCUGCGAAUUUCAGCGCUAGGCCUGCCCGGUCUCAUAUGGUUCGAAACGGGCAAACGGUUUGCUCAAGCUCAAGGUGUUUACGACGCGGGAACGUGGGUCCUAUUGAUCACUAUCCCUACAAACGUAUUGCUCAGUAUAGUUCUGACCAAGAAUUUUGGUAUAGUUGGGGCUCCCAUUGCUACGGCCAUCAGCGAUUGGCUUUCGGCAUUGGCACUACUCAUUUACUGUCGAUAUUUCGAGCCCAGGGUUGGCGACUGCUGGUAUCCUUUCAAUACCAGCUGGCACCACUUCAAGCGCCUAUUUCAGCAUUGGGGAGCUAUGUGGAGCUUGGCAUUUCCGGGACUAGUGAUGGUCGAAUCAGAAUAUUUGUCAUUUGAAAUUCUCACAAUAAUGACAUCACGCUUUGGCGUCGAAGCGAUCGCCGCUCAAGCAGUGGUAGCCAAUGUGGGUUCUCUAGCGUACCAGAUACCGCUUUCUAUAGCUUGCGUAGUCUCCACACGCAUAGCAGGCUACAUUGGGACAGAAAACAUCAAGAAUGCAAAAAUAGUCGUGCGCGCAUCAUAUGCAGUUUCUGCAGGUGUCGGUUUAUUUACUUGUUUGAUUUUAGUCUUUGGAAGGAAAUACUUGGCUCAGAUUUUCACGAAAAAUGAUCAGGUAGUCACUGUCGCAUUCCAUUUAAUGCCAAUUUUGGCCAUCAAUCAACUUUAUGACUCGGUGGCCAUUUUCAGUGCAGCAGUUUUGAGAUCUCAAGGAAGACAGGGCAUCGGUGGUUUAUUAAAUGUGCUUGGUUACUAUGUCAUAGGAAUUCCGCUUGGCGGAUGGUUGGCUUUUGGUCCUUUAGAUCUAGAAUUGAAAGGAUUAUGGUAUGGCUGUGGCACAGGUAUUUUCACGCUGGCUAUUUCCUUGACUUAUUAUGUGUUAAGAAGUAACUGGACUGAAAUCUAUGACGAAUUCUUAGCCCGAGAGAGCGAAGACGCAGAGAUAGACGGAUUGGAUGUAAUAACGAGUUGCAGCUCAUCACAUUUGUAG